This is a messenger RNA of Taeniopygia guttata (zebra finch), 1713 nucleotides long. The record is from RefSeq and is a predicted model, not a curated record. Lineage: Eukaryota; Metazoa; Chordata; Aves; Passeriformes; Estrildidae.
CGUGCGGGCGGUGCUGCGGUGGGGGCGGCUGCCCGGGCCGGGGAGGAUGACCGGGGGGACGGAGCCGCGGGGUCCCGCCGCAGCCUUGCCGCUUGUCGUGGACCUGCGGAGUGACACGGUGACCCGGCCGUGCGCGGCGAUGCGCGUGGCCCUCGCCACGGUGGGCGACGACGACUACGGGGAGGACCCGGCAGUGAAUGGGCUGUCUCGCCGGGCCGCGGGGACUGUGGGGACGGAAUCGGCUCUGUUCGUGCCCACGGCCACCAUGAUGAACCUCAUCGCCGGCGAGUCCGGGGCUGCAUUCGCAGCCCCUCGUGCCCCCAGGCUGUGGGGUGCUGCCCUUGGCCCCGUCCCUCUCGGCCCUUCUCUCCCAGUGAUGUGCCACUGCCAGCGCGGCGGGGCUCAGCCCUUCCCGGGCCAGGACGCCCACCUGCACCUCUGCGGGCACGGCGGGGCCGCGCAGGCGAGCGCGGGGUCCGUGGCGGUGGGUACGAUGGCAGGAGGGCGGCCGCCUGCUGCCCUUCUCUGCUGCCAGGGCCCGGCCGGGCAGAGGAUCCGCUGCCAGGGCAUCCCCUGGAUCAUUGUCCCAAGCCACGGGCUGCAGCACGAGUGGGGGCUGUACACACCUGACGGAGGGGACAGAAGGCCGGAGCCCCCGUGCACCAUGACUGUCCCCUGCCAGCUCUGUGCUCUGGGCACAGGUGUGCACUCCCAGGCACUGCCAGAUCUGCCAAAUGGCAGGUUUGACCUGGAUCAGCUGGAGCUGACUCUCCGUGAGGCGCACGGCAGCCGGUACCACACGUAUCCUGAGCUCAUCUGUCUGGAGAACAUGCACAACUCGUGGGGGGGCCAGGCACUGCUCCUCACCUGUCUCAGGCAGGUCCGUGGGCUUGCAGACCAUUACAGGCUGCGGGUGCACAUGGAUGGCGCAUGACUGAUGAAUGCAGCGGUGGCCCAGGGUGUGGAGCCAGCUCAGAUUGCCCAGCACUAUGACUCUGUGUCCCUCUGCUUCUCCAGGGGCAUGGGCGCCCUGGCUGGUGCGGUGUUGGCAGGGUGCAGGGAGUUUGUCGCCAAAGCCUGGCAUGUUCGGAAGCUGCUGGGCAGGGGCAUGGGGCAGGUGGGAGUGCUGGCAGCCGCCGCCCACCUCAGGCUGCAGCAGGUGGAGGUAACGCUGCACAGAGACCACAAUGCCUGGAGCUUUGCAGAACAUACCUCAGGUAUCCAUGUGCUGGACUCUCCCCUCUGCUCCAUCAACCUGGCCGCAGUGGAGACCAACGUUGUGAUGGUAAAUGUCCAGGGGGCUGGCCGUCCCCUGCUGAGCUCCGUGAGCACCUGGUCCCGUCAGGAGGAGGAGGAGGAGGCUGAGACCAGGCAGACUGUCAGCAUCUUGCUGCUCCCCUGGUCGCACAGACUCUGUGCGCCUUCUUGGUACCACAACAUCUCAGCCCGUGACACUGACCUCGCAAGGAGAAAGCUGGAAUUUGUGGCCAGGAAGUGUCAGGAGGAAUUGGCCUUGAGACUGCAUCCAACGCCUCCAGCACUGGGAGAGCCUGAGCAUUCUGCCAGCCCCUUUGUGCUCCAGAUGUGUUCCCUGCCAUCUGAAAAUUGACAUCAGCCCUCACAGGCAGCCUGACAAACCAAUGUGAGCCUAGCCUAGUGAAGACCCCAGCCCUUGAGGCAGUCAGUGCACAAAAUAAACACCUUUUGGUGGUA